Messenger RNA from Cornus florida, 1116 nucleotides. Its product is annotated as B3 domain-containing protein REM10-like. NCBI's taxonomy places the organism in Eukaryota, Viridiplantae, Streptophyta, Magnoliopsida, Cornales, Cornaceae. The transcript has 5 exons. Gene Ontology annotation, molecular function: DNA binding. Bases 133 to 891 code for a protein of 252 amino acids. The record is from RefSeq and is a predicted model, not a curated record.
AUUGAUGUCAGAUAUGCUUCAAGUAGCUAGUAAGGAUUAUAGAAAAAUGUAAUUGUGUCCUAUUAUUAAUUUUGCUUUCAUAUUUGAUGAACAUGUCAUUUAGGGUCAGAAAAGAUUUUUAAUGAUUCGUCCAUGGCUCGUCCCAAAGCAGAAGCUUCUCCUUUUGCACUUGGCGAUCAUCCUAGUUUUGUGUCCACCCUGAGGCGAUAUAGCUUUGAAUGUUCUAUGCUAUAUAUUCCUAUGGACUUUGCAAAGCAGAAUGGCCUAAUAAAUCGAAGUUGCGAGAUGAUACUCAGAUCUCAACAAAGGUCAUGGAAGGUAAGCCUGCAGAGCAAAAAAAACGAUGGUACUCACGUUUACCUUAGACGUGGUUGGCGUGAUUUCUGCAUUGAAAAUGGCCUAAAGGAAGGAGACACAUUCAGGUUUGAGCUGAGUAAGAAUGGAAAAGUGCCUAUUAUGUACUUCCAUAGAUUGCAAGGUACAUCCCCCAGAUCAAAUUUGGUAUCAAGUACUGGACCGUAUUUCGUUGCCACUUUUAGCAGAAAUAGUCUUAAGUGGUCUACAUUGUGUAUUCCUAAGAAAUUUGCAAUGUCGAAUGGUUUAAUUGACAUUAAAUGCUGCAAGAUAGUGAUUAUAGAUCCAAAAGGAAGACCGUGGUCGAUGUCACUGAAACAUAAGAAGCAGUGCCUCUAUAUUAGAGGAUGUUGGGGACAGUUUGCCAAGUCGAAUGACCUAAAAGAAGGAGAUACUUUCAAGUUACAGCUCAUAAAGGGAAGGAAUACGCUUACCAUGAACUUUUACCCGGUGAGUUCUGAUCAUGAGAAAGCAGUACAUGUACUGAAAGCUGGCCGGUCACACAAGCUAGCUGCUAGCCUAGCGGAUCAAAACUAGCAUAGACUACAAUAAUUAAAAAAUCUGCAGGCCUUUUGCAUCAAGUAUUGGUCUAAAAAGUUACUGCUCUUUUGUGUGUAUAUAUAGUAGACCACGCACUCACUUAGGCAUAUGACGGAUAUAUUUGUUUUUGCUAGCUCUGAUCCAUCUAUGUACACUUGUUUCUGGUAUUAUUUAUAUAUGUUUUUGCUUUGGUACUAUGAUGUAGUGAGAUGCUGCAAUAUG